Messenger RNA from Melampsora larici-populina 98AG31, 1041 nucleotides. RefSeq lists its product as uncharacterized. Bases 1 to 1041 code for a protein of 346 amino acids. Lineage: Eukaryota; Fungi; Basidiomycota; Pucciniomycetes; Pucciniales; Melampsoraceae. Gene Ontology annotation, cellular component: mitochondrion; cytoplasm. The transcript has 7 exons. The record is from RefSeq and is a predicted model, not a curated record.
AUGGCGGUCGAGGUCGAGGAAGCUGAUGUCAAAGUUCAAAGACCAGGUUCACGGUUCACCAACAAACCUCAAAGCAUGCCAUUCUGGCUCAUCCCCUACGAAUACGCUCCCUCAAGUUCUCGCGUCUCUAACGAUUCGCAGCACUUGAUAUCCAUCUCGACUGAACAAAAAGGACUUGGAGCGAAAGCCACCGAAGGGUACGAUGGCCAAAGCUGGUCGCAGUGGAUCCGGCAAAAGCUUCAGCUUGGAAACUCGAACAAGUCUAGACAGGCCGACCGUUCCGAAUCAUUAAGCCUGUCUCAAAAACUUUCGGAUUCUUCUGGAAUUUUCAAUCAGCAUCGAACUACUUUUGCUUUCAUUAGUGGAUCAAUUUUCACUGGACUAUUUAUUUGGACGACCAAGUACGGAUACAAGACAUUCUUUCGAAGGAUCUCAAACUCAGAUUAUGUCACCCCAAGGUUACUUGGGAGAUCAACUGGCUCACGUGGUAAGGGUUUGACGAUCAAGGGGUUUGUUACAAGUGUAGGUGACGCCGACAAUUUCCGACUAUAUCAUACUCCUGGUUUUGGUUGGAGUACAUUUCGAAGUAUACCAAAACAAAAACCUGCGCUCAAGGAUCAAACCAUUCACAUUCGCUUGGCUGGCGUAGAUGCACCUGAGCUAUCACAUUUCGGUCACCCUGAGCAACCUUUUUCCCAAGAGGCCCUUCUUCAAUUGAAAAAGUUGGUCGAUCAAAAAACUGUAAAGGUUCAGAUGUUGAGUAAAGACCGCUAUAACCGCAUUGUUGGUAUGGUCUACGUUCGAAGAUGGUGGUGCUCGCCACUUCGAAGGAAAAAUGUCAGCUUGGCGAUGGUAGAAGCGGGCUUGGCAACUGUGUAUCGAUCAAGCGGAGCGGAGCAUGGAAGCAUCUUGAACCAACUGACUGCAGCAGAAGCCAAGGCUAGGAAAAACAAACUAGGAAUGUGGUCUCAAAGUGCCAAAGAUUUCGAAUCUCCUAAAGACUACAAACUCCGCUUCUCAAAAGAUUCGGGCUCUUCAUAA